AUGACGACUCAUGUGACGCAGUCUUCCUCGGCAACUCUCCGCCACUCGCUGUCCGAUGAUGACGAAGGGGGUGGAGCUCAGGGGGUGGAGCUGAGACUUGUGACAUCGGAGGACGAUGAGGCAGAGGCGGGGCCUAUUAGUGAUGUCACAGCGUUGGUGCUGAGGCAUCGCCACGGUUACCGGAGAGCUGGCGUGCUGCUGUGCGCAUGCGGCGCCAUCGUGUUCACCGCCGCGUUCCUAUUGGCCUACGCCGUGAUGAGUGGGCGGUACCACUGCUCCAAGAUGGGGGAGCAGGACGAGGAGCAGCAGGGGGGCAGGGCUAGUUCACCUGCAGAAGGAGGGGUGGGGCUUUACCUGGGAGACCUGCGAGAGAUGAUGAGGAGGCUGCUGCAGGAUGAAGACAUUCACAACACAGUCAGUCGGGUGAGCAGAACUCCUCAUCCUCCGGGUUCUUCAGAGGGAACCGCUCUGGCCUCGGAGAUCCUCCGUCGUUUCCAGCAGCUGCAGAUGGAUCACACCUGGACCGAGUCUCUGUACGCCACGCUGCAGUUCCCGGACAGGGCUCAGAGGAGCUCUCUGCGGCUCGUGGACUCUGCUGGUCUGAUCUCAGAGCAGAUUUCUUUGAACCCGUCAGACUUCUGUCCGUACAGCGCCACAGGAAGCACUACGGGGGGCGUGGUCUACGCCAACUACGGCCGUCCAGCUGACUUUAAUUGGCUGAAGAGUGCGGGCGUGUCCGUGGCUGGCUGUGUGGUGGUGAUGCGUGUUGGGGGCGGGGUCAGUUUUGCUGAGAAGGUCUGGUUGGCUGAGAGGAAUGGAGCGGGUGGAGCUUUGAUCUACCCUGACCCCGCCGACCUGCCGCAGGACCCCCGGCGCCUUGGACUGAACACCCACACCGCCGUAUCCGAACAUGUACACCUGGGGUCAGGGGACCCCUUCACCCCCGGCUUCCCCUCCUUUAAUCACACUCAGUUCCCACCCAUCCGGUCCUCUGGUCUGCCGUUCAUUCCGGCCUUGCCAAUCACAGCCACCGUGGCUGCCAAAUUGCUCAGCCAGCUCUCAGGAGUGUCCUGUCCGUCAUCAUGGAGAGGUCGACUUCCGUACGUCCGCUGCGUGGUCGGGCCAGACUUGAGCGCCGGACGCAAAGUCCAGCUGUCAGUGCACAACAAGAUGACACCGAUUCUGCUGAACAACAUUUUCUCAUCGCUGGAGGGCCGAGUCGAGCCAGACCAGUACAUCAUACUGGGAGCUCAGAGGGACUCACUGGGUCCGGGAGCGGUGAAGUCUGGAGUUGGAACAGCGAUCCUGCUGGAGUUAGCUCGGACCUUCUCUGUCAUGGUGAAGAACGGCUUCAGUCCCAGACGCAGUUUGCUGUUUGUCAGCUGGGACGCUGGAGAGUUCGGGAAUGUCGGAGCAACCGAAUGGCUCGAGGGCUACCUGUCCAUGCUCCACCUGAAGGCUGUGGCCUACUUCAGCCUGGACCAGGCCAUCAUGGGUGACGAUGUCCUGUCGGCCUACACCAGUCCUCUGCUGGUCGACCUGCUGGACGCUGCCAUCAGACAGGUGGAACAUCCUAAACAUGCCGGUCAGACCAUCUACAGCCAGGCUGAGAGAGAAGGAGGCAGCUGGAGGAUUAUGAAGCCUCUGUAUCUGAACAGUGGAGCCUACAGCUUCACAGCGUUCGCAGGAGUCCCAGCCAUGGAGCUCAGAUUCACCGAGGAGCGAGCGUAUCCGUUUGUCAACACGCCAUUGGACAGCGCGUCCCGCCUGCAGGAGGUGCUGGGGGGUCGUUUGGGGGUGACGGGGCGGAGCCUGGGGGAGCUGGUGGGGGAGAUGGCGCUGCGAUUGGCCCACGACCACAUCCUGCCGCUACGCAUCACGUCCUACGCCCAGACGGUGCUGCAGUUCAGCGCCCAGCUCAACAGACACUCCGCCGAGCUGCAGUCCAGAGGUUUGUCUCCUCAGUGGGUCUUCAGCGCCAGAGGAGACUACAGCCGAGCUGCUGAGACGCUGCAGAGAGCCAUCGACGACAGCGACCUGCACGACCCGACCACCGCACGCUUCUACAACACCCGCAUCAUGAAGGUGGAGUACUACUUCCUGUCUCAGUACGUGUCGGCGGUGGAGACGCCGUUCCGUCACGUGAUCCACGGCCGCGGCAACCACACUCUGAGCGCGCUCACUGAGCACCUGGGCCUCCUGACCUCCGACCCCGAGCGCUUCGACGAGCGGCGCUUCAGGCGGCAGCUGGCGUUGUUCACCUGGACGCUGCAGGGAGCCGCCAACGCUCUGAACGGAGACGUGUGGAGAGUACAGAACACGCACAGCCACUGA
Molecule: messenger RNA, 2334 nt
Organism: Stegastes partitus (bicolor damselfish)
Lineage: Eukaryota; Metazoa; Chordata; Actinopteri; Pomacentridae
Gene: tfr2
Product: transferrin receptor 2
Exons: 18
Coding region: 1-2334 (777 amino acids)
Biological process (GO): endocytic iron import into cell
Cellular component (GO): external side of plasma membrane
Source: RefSeq, a predicted model, not a curated record